This is a messenger RNA of Fusarium sp. VM40, 807 nucleotides long. The record is from the annotation of a GenBank genome assembly. Lineage: Eukaryota; Fungi; Ascomycota; Sordariomycetes; Hypocreales; Nectriaceae.
AUGACGGAUGUUAUGGGUAUUCGAGAGCAGCAGCAUUGUACUCUGCAGUACUUUGCUGUUGACCUUGCAGCCGCGGCGUUUGCUUCAGCCAUGGUCACUCCCUGGGUGACAGCGAUUGAUAAGCUCGUCUUCAACAAAGCCACCAGUGGCACAUCUGCCAUGUCCUCCAUGCGAAAAUGGGCUUCCAAGCCCAAGGCAACCUUCGCCUCCCUUUUCAUUCCCUUCCUCGUCUACUUCGGAACCUACGCCACCGCCAACAUGUUCGAUUCCUUCAAUGCCGUUCAGUACGACUGCGAUCCUUCUAUCGUCUGCUCCUCCGCCGCAAAAUUCGCUGCUACCACGACCGUUAGCUCUGGGCUGAGUAUAUUCAAGGACGCAUACUUUUCUAGAAUGGCUUGUGGAGGUGCCACUCCCCUGCUCAGUUACGCUCUGUUUACUCUGCGUGAUGCAGUGACUAUAUACGCUUCGUUCAAUCUGCCUACUGUUAUCGCACCUAAGCUGGCCGAGUUUCCAUUUGCUUCUAUUACGCCUUUUGCCAACAUCUUUCAGUCCGAUGAUUCGAGGCUCAAGAUGGCCCAACUGUUUAUGCCGGCUGCGUCUCAAAUAGUCAGUACUCCCAUUCAUCUGCUUGGUCUAGACGUCCACGCCCGUCAGGUCCGGAUGACAAUCCGAGAGCGCAUGAGCGUGAUCAAACGGUACACUGGCUUCGCUACACCCUUACGUAUGAUGCGAGCCCUGCCUUCUUACGGAAUCGGCAGUGUGGCCAACACAGGCCUCAGGAGGAACCUGAUGACUAGGGUAGUCUGA